GAUCGUACACAGCAAAGACGGCGUCAAAAAGUCUAAUCGAGACUUCAAGUUAAGAUUAUGAUAUAAAGUUUAUUGCACAGCAAUUGUACGAAGUUGGCAACGUGCACGUGACAUCUUCAGUUAUAUGAUAACACGUAUACUAAGAGAAUGGGAUGAGACUGUACGUUAAAAAGUAUCGGUGGAAUUUAUAGCCUUUAGACAUUUUAAAAAGAUUAUCCCAUAUACUAGUAUAUAUUGUAUAGAUAUACCGGUUUCUAUAGUCGAUUUGUGACAGCCAAUAUCCUGAACUUUGUGCUUGCUCUAUGGACGUCAAGGCUAUUUAUGUAAGUUUUGAAAUGUAGUCUUUCAUGUAAUUUUGCUGUAAAAGUAGAGAUAACGAUGUUACGGCAUUAGCUGAGUAAGACAGGAUCAUGCAUCGGGUUCUUGUCACGUCACACGGAUUACGUCUAGUCCAGACGGACUCUAGCUAGAGUAACAACAAGUUUUAGAUAUUGAUUAGAAAUUUGAUUUUGAGAUUAAAUCAUUAUCUCUGGUUGGUCACAGCCAGUAAUGAUCCUACGGCAUCAAAAUUUUACGACGACCUCAGACAACAAAUGUGACUGCGCCGUCAAACCUCCAGUCAGAUACCGUCCCGGGAUGUCUGGCUGAGACCGUGCUUGUGUGAUAACAAGUGGCACACAUGUUAUUGAACAAUCCCCCGACAGUUCUCCUGUGUACAUGUAAACAGUAGAGACUAUCGUAGCUCCACCUCUGCGAUACCCCGAUACGGACGACUUCAUCACAACGGACUGGGCCACACGGCGCAGAAAGGACAGUGUGUGUUGUACCUAUUAGUUUACUCUCAACUAUGUAUUGUUAUGCCCAAGCACGGUGACCUACUAUGUGAUCGUUCACACUCUGUGACCCCGUGAAGACUGAUUUUGCUUCUUAAGAGCUUCAACGUAGAAUUCCUUUCACCUCUCUUCAGUGCUUUAAAAAGCCUUUUUAAAGACCUCUUUUGAGCAUUUCUAGUUCUUGAAUCUGGGACUGUACGCUUCGGUAUCACGGUGCGUGAUACGAGAGAGAUCAGGUGGAUGGCUCCUUUGUUGGCGAGACGGUUUGUUUUUCACUAACCAUCACUGACUCCAGAAAUCCGAUCCACCCCGAAAACGUCAUGUUUCAACCCUGAAAAAACUUUUAUUUCUGGCGCUGUUGUUUCACGGGGAUUCAACCGUGGUAGCCCUUACCAAGGGAACCAGGAGUGUUGUUGUGUCGGCGCUACUUUCCGCCGGUGAAGUGCUCCUUGCCAACGCCGCUUCGGGAGACAUUCGCUCUAUUUGUGUGGACUUGACUUGGAGGUUCGAAGUCUGUCAGCAGUCUGUUUGCGAUUGGGCCGGAAGGUUUGCGGAGUGCUCGGCUGUUUUAUUUAUAGAAGCUUGGAUUUCGCCGUGUCUUAGCUACUCGACUACCAACAAGCCACAUUCAGCGGAUUGUUUGUGUUGGACAAGUAUACUCCCUGUCCGAUCGUUUAUAUUUCAUUACUUUGCUAUUGUUGUAAACACCGCGCUCGGAGCCUCCCAGCAGGCCACGCUAGCUACCGAUGGCAGAAGAUGGUAGCAGCACUAGAGACUUCGGGACCUCUCCCCCUCCCCAACACUACUCUCCGCUGCCAGUGCUAACUCCCCGCCGAACUUUGGACCGGGACCCAGAGCCGGAGGAAGAGGAAAGAAACACCAUACUUCCUCCUAUCUACGAUGAGGUUCCUUCCGACAUGCCUGCGGCCCCGAUACUGUCGUCUUCCGAAGCCACCUGUUUGGACGUGAACGGUUCGUCUCUGCCAUUGUUGGACUCGCGGAGCGGUAAGCGUCCUGUGCCACAGUCUACAAAUAAGGACAUUUUCCCGCCACAGAAGACGCUGCACUCCAAGUACCAAACCCCGCUGUUACCUUUUAUUGCAGCAGACGAUAAUAGCAGGGUGGACUGGGUUCCCCCACCCUCCCCUAAAGCAUAUACCAACAAAAAAAGGAAAGCCAGGAGGAAGCAGGAGAGAAAGAGACUCCCUGACGUCCCACCCAUGACCAUAACAAGUGUCGGUCCGACAGAAGAACGGAGGGCGUUCAAAACGGAGGUACCGCCGCUGACGCCGAGCGAUUCUUUCGUGCGAUGGUGGACUCGGGCCCGUACGGUCGUGCACGGGAGGCCGCUCCCGGCUCCCUCCUCCCCUACCCCCGGGGAGAUAGCCCUGAAACGUCACCUACUGGACAGGCACCCCGACCCCCCGCAGACCGCGCCGCCCGACGUCAACUUCUACCUCGGGACUGGAGAGGGAGCUCGGGAAAUCGACCCCGUGGAGUUCUGGAAGAGAAAGCUCGUGGCCAGGACUAAGCAGAUGGGACGGGAUCUAACCGCCGGUGUGCGCUAUUGGACACGGUUUCCUAUGAACAAGGCUCGGUCAUUUCCUAGGAAAGAAACAGUUAGUCUGUUGACACCAUAGGUACGUCGUGUUGUCAUUGUAGGGCACGUCUGUCGUGUAGGGCACGUCAUGCUGUCAUUCUGGGACACGUCGUGCUGUUACUGUGGGACACGUCGUGCUGUCACUCUGGGACACGUCGUGCUGUUACUGUGGGACACGUCGUGCUAUCACUCUGGGACACGUCGUGCUGUUACUGUGGAACACGUCGCGUGGUCGCCGUAGGACACGCCAUGCCCUCGUCGUAACUCAUCAUACUGUCACCCUUGGUGGAACGCCGGCCUGAUAAUGCAAUGUGAAAUGAUAAAUUUUUGAAACAAGUACCUAAAGAAAUUAUCAAACUGCUAGUGUACCUAACAUGGGUUGUACUAUAUUCACUCACUGUACUAUAUUGCUUGUCCAAAUCGGUAGUGUAUAAGUUACGUGUAAGAAUAUGUCAAGGCGUGUGAUCGCAAGGUCGAAAUCUGGACGUCCUUGAUCGAAAUGUUUAAAAAAAUAUUUUGAUAGUGCUGAAGUAGGAUUGGGUUAUGUAGGCAACGCGGCAAAAUUGGAAUUUGUACUAUUGUUAUCGGUGAUGGUAAAUUGAAAUAAAAAUACGUGGGGUCGUGUGGCGUAGCGGCAGAGUGCGCGACUCGGAACCUAGAGGUCCCGGGUUCGAGUCCUGACAUGCCACCGAUCUUGUGCCCUUGGGAAAGGCACUUUACACGACUUUCCUCACUUCGCUCAGGUGAAAAUGAGUAAUGUCCUGUCAUGUAUUUGUCCCCUGUGUUGGUGGCGGC
Messenger RNA from Branchiostoma belcheri (Belcher's lancelet), 3228 nucleotides. RefSeq lists its product as uncharacterized. Bases 1580 to 2473 code for a protein of 297 amino acids. The record is from RefSeq and is a predicted model, not a curated record. The transcript has a single exon. Lineage: Eukaryota; Metazoa; Chordata; Leptocardii; Amphioxiformes; Branchiostomatidae.